Molecule: messenger RNA, 1620 nt
Organism: Phaeoacremonium minimum UCRPA7
Lineage: Eukaryota; Fungi; Ascomycota; Sordariomycetes; Togniniales; Togniniaceae
Exons: 2
Coding region: 1-1620 (539 amino acids)
Biological process (GO): lipid metabolic process
Source: RefSeq, a predicted model, not a curated record
AUGCUGGAAACGGUGAAUCUAGGCCUGUAUCAGCGGGAGCUGUACCGCGCCCAGUUCCGAGAGAAGGUUGCUGCAGGAAAUGCAACUUUAUUCGUCGUCCCGUACGCGGCGUUCGGCACCUUCAUCCUGCCGAUUCUGUACCUGACGAUCCCACACGUCAAGCGCCCCUGGCUCUACCAGGCGCGUUUUGCGCUGUACGCCCUCAUUGUCGCCUUCAACCUGCAGGAGAUGGGCCGGAGCUCCAGCACCAACAUGGCGGCUGCUUAUGCAGUGGGCCUGUUUCAGUCGUGGGGCAUCGUCUGGUCUGCAACUAUCUUGAUAUGGAUGGCUCCACAGUUUGAGGCUGAGAGGGUCGAGAAGAGACGAAGGGUCACGACAGGUCAGAUGAAUGGGUCGUCUCAGGUAGAAAAUGGUCAUUCGGUGACCCCUACAAGCAACGGGCAUGCGAAAAGGACCACUGCAAGCAACGAUGAGAGACUCCGGGCUCUUGCAGCGCCGGACGAGGAUAUUGCGAAUAACUUGGCCGAAUAUGAGUACUACUGGCAGGCAUAUCCAGCGAAUGCGUCAUUUCUCACAAGACUAGAAUGGGCGAUAGACUUGGUCUUCGCGUUCCGAGGCUCGGGAUGGAACUGGUCAAUCCCGUCAGUCCCCCGUUUUGCCAAACCAGAGAAACCUCAGUCAGGGGAGCUGGUCAAACUUGACUCUAUCGCCAUUUCCACGCGAUUUGGCUAUGCUCGUUCCACGACGCGCAAAGCCUUCUUGCACACAAAGCUGAGCAGAUUAGCCAUUGACUUCGUCGUCCUCGACUUCUGCAGCGUCUUCAUGAUGAAAGAUCCCUAUUUCGUCCUCGGGCCCAACGAGCGCCCGCUUCCCGCCCUCCUCGCCUCACUCCCUCCUUUUCUCGUGUCCAUCUGGCGCAGCAGUAUAUCCCUGGCAGGGAUCAUCGCAGCUCUGCACCUCGUCUUCGCCAGCCACCAGCUCGUCUGCUGCUUCCUCCUGCGCCGCUGGCUCGGCACCCGUAGCGAGCUGUGGCACUACCCUUCGAUCCUCGGCUCGUUCGACCAAGUUCUCGAGAACGGCUUGGCCGGCUUCUGGGGCGCCUGGUGGCACCAGACCUUCCGCCAAGCGUUCUCAGCGCCGACACUCUGGCUCGACCGCAAUGGACAUCUGCAGAAGCUUAGUACAGUGCAGACCAAAGUCGUCGCGAGCCUGAUUGCCUUCGCGCAGUCCAGCUUCCUGCACGCCUCCGGUAGCCUGACCUGCCUUCCCGACUCGAAGCCCUGGAUGCCGCCGGCGUUCUUCCUGCUGAGUUGGAUUGGUAUCAUUGUGCAGACCGCCUUGACCAUGGUCUUGUCGCAGAAAGGUCCCCAGCUCCCGCGCCCGGUGCGCCGCGCUGGGAAUCUACUGUAUGUCGUCCUGUGGCUGCACUUCACACAAUGGGCGUUCGUCGACGACCUCAGCCGCUCGGCGGUGUGGCUGUUCGAGCCGGUGCCGUUCAGCCCGUUGCGCGCGAUGGGGUUCGGCAAGCCUGGCGAUGGCUGGUGGCGAUGGGACUACGACCAGUGGCCACAUUGGCAUAUAGAUGCGCAGCAUUGGUGGAGGAGCGGCAUUAUGGUCUGA